UCAGUAAACAAGAAGUAGAACAGGGCAGCGCUUCAUUUCGGAGUAGCAGGCACAAAAACGUCCUGAAAAUGAGAUUUUGAUAUUGUUUCCUUCAUUAGUUCUGUGUGUAUGCCUGGCAGCGGUGUGAGUCCGUAUGUGUUUUAUCAGGAGCAGAGUGAUAAAUCCCGUCAGCCUGAGCGCUUGUAGUCGGGGUGCUAGUUUCUUCUAACUAGUUAGCAUCGAUGAGGAAACCCAGCCUCGCCCUCUGUGCUGUAAACAAGUCUGACCAGCUCGUACAGAGUUAGUUAGCAGGCCGCCUGUGAAAGAAAGAAACCGGCAGAAUGACAGAUGAUGUCGUCCUGCUGGAUGUUCCUGUCAUCCGGCAGCUGUACCACUGGGACUGCGGCUUAGCCUGCUCCAGGAUGGUCCUCAAAUACCUCCACCCAGUCAGCGAUGAGGAGUUUCAGAGGGUGUGCUGGGAUCUGAAGCUGACAGAGAGCGUGUGGACUAUUGACCUGGCCUACCUCAUGUGCCAUCUGGGAAUCAAACACUGCUUUUGCACACAGACUCUGGGUGUAGAUAAGGGCUUUAGAAACCAGUCCUUUUACAAGAAGCAUUUUGAUACGGAAGAAAACAGAGUGAAUGAGCUCUUCCUUAAAGCUGACAGCAAAGGUGUGGUGGUGAAAAAAUGUUCUGUGGCAGUUCAGGAAAUCCAGGCUCAUCUGGAGCAGGGCCACGUUGCCAUAGUGCUGGUCAACGCUGUGGUGUUGACGUGUGAGCUGUGCUCCCUGCCUGUCAAAUACUGCUGCUUCCUGCCCGUGGGUCAGAAGUGUUUCUGCAGGAAGCCAGACUAUCAGGGUCACUUUGUGGUUGUCUGUGGCUUCAACAGGACUUCCGGCUCUGUCUUUUACAAUAACCCAGCAUAUUCUGACCGGGUGUGCUGCACCAGUGUCAGUAACUUUGAGGAAGCCAGACGGAGCUACGGGACAGAUGAGGAUAUCCUGUUCGUCUUUAAGGAGAGUUGAUGGAGAGUGAUGGUGGUUUUGGAUUUUGUCAUUAUAGGAACAUCAAAAUGCUGCAGAUCCCGAGUCUAGUUCUGUCUGCUGCCACACACCCUCCAGGCUUUUUUCCAGCGGUGCUAAAAAGCCUGAUCACAUAUAUACAUGUACUGUAUAUGCCAACACUACUCAACCUUUGAAGGAUUUAGGAAUCCAAGAUGGAUUUUAUUUUUCUUUUUUUUUUCAUGAUGAACAGAUUUCAAAUGAAUUUUAUUGUCCUUGUGGAAGUUUUUAAUGACUGCAGUUGUACUGAGAAUGUACAGACUUGCACAACUGUGGCAGAACUGUGGGAAACAUGAGCUGGAGUAGAAAUUACCAGGAAAUGGUGUGCACAUAAUUCAGGGCUGAUGAUGAUAAUACAUAGGAUGUUAAUUUAUUUGUUCUGUUCAGUGUUAACAUGAAGCUGCUCAUCUGUCGCCCUCAGCCUGGCCUCUACUUGCCUUUUAAAAAUCCUCCCAACUCGCCGCAUUUUAAUCAGACAGUUCUGUAAACAGGGAAUACAGGACGCAGGACAUGAGAGUAUCAGGUAAUUAAUGCUCUAAAUUGUGAAUCACACGACGAAGCAAGUUCAAUGCAAUACUCCAUAGAUGUAUGGAACUCAUAGACACUCGACGCAGACAUAAGGACACGUGAAUUCAGAGGAUUUGUUUGCUUCACUGGAAAGCAGCUCAGCAUGUUGUUCUGGUGCCUUUGGAACAUGCUGGAUAGAUGGAUUGGUAGAAUAAGUCAUUUUGGUUUGCAAUGCUGAUGAGGUCGUCACUCAGUUUUAUUUUUAAGUUUGGUUAUUAUGUACAUGUUUUUGCACUACACUUUCAUACCAGACAUAACUAUUGUGUUAUUUAAAUUAUAUUUCUAAAUCUAGGAAAAGUUUGUUCUGUCUGGUUGUGCUUUUGGGUGAGAAACAAACCACAAGCUUUAUUUUUUUAUUAUGCA
Archocentrus centrarchus (flier cichlid) is the source of this 1970-nucleotide messenger RNA. RefSeq names its product guanylyl cyclase domain containing 1 (gene gucd1). The record is from RefSeq and is a predicted model, not a curated record. Lineage: Eukaryota; Metazoa; Chordata; Actinopteri; Cichliformes; Cichlidae. The transcript is spliced from 6 exons. The coding region runs from base 321 to 1004 and encodes 227 amino acids.